Molecule: messenger RNA, 468 nt
Organism: Helobdella robusta
Lineage: Eukaryota; Metazoa; Annelida; Clitellata; Rhynchobdellida; Glossiphoniidae
Exons: 3
Coding region: 1-468 (155 amino acids)
Source: RefSeq, a predicted model, not a curated record
AUGUACACAUCAACUUUUUUCUCUGACGUUAUGAAAUGUAAAAAAAUGCAAAUAAAAUUUCUUCCUAACAGGUAUUUGAAGACUGGUAUUGAAGAGCACGCCGAACUAAUGUCAGGAUUGGGAUUCACGGCUCAUUGGCUCAGCUACUUCAGCAGUGCCGUCAAUUCGAUCAUUUACAAUUUCAUGAGUGAUGAGGCAUGCUUCGCACCUCGUGUCCGAUCAGGGAUGAACACAGUGAGGAAUCAAUCUUUCAACUCCUUGAGGUACAACACACAAGUUGACCAUUCAGAGGAUUCAACAAAGCGCAUGAACAUCGAAUAUGAAUACAUGCUAAACGACGCAUCACACACGAAGCAUGUGAUAGGCGGGGAUCUUUUUAUCAUAUUCGAACCCGGUUACUGCGAAACAGCACCUGACGACCUUAACCAUGAGACCAUCACGCCGCCCUGGAACUAUGAAAAAAUUUAA